AGCGUCGAGGAUGUUUUCUGACGCUGACGGAUAUCUCACUGUUUCACGUUUAUAUACUUGAACAGAUGAGUAUGUGACUGAGAAACGAAUCACACAGUUCAACAUUUCUGACUGGGUGUGUGUAGGAAUUACAAAACCGAUCACAGAGCAGAUCACCGAACAUCUCUGAACAAGCUGUAACAAGAAUAACCUGUUGUCUGAAUGCCCAUAAUGGUUUCUGGAGUUGUACGCGUUGUCCUGUUCUCGAUCCUUGGUAUAGGAGGACUUCUGACGCUGUUUGUAAUGUACUUUCAAUCAGCUCCAUCUCAGAUCUGCCCUCCCCAGCCUGCUUUGCCACGUCAUUACUCAAAGCCAUCUGAGAACAGCUCCUUGUCUAAGAAGCAGCCAGAGCCAGACAAGCCCAUCAUGCUGUUGUGGUUCUGGCCUGAAAACCGCAGGUUUGAUUUUAGCGAUUGCACCACUUUCUUCAACAUUGAUGGCUGCCAACUGACAGAUGACCGGUCUUUGUACAACAAGGCAGAUGGGGUGCUCAUCUUUCACAAAUCCAUCAAACAUGAUUUAUCCAACUUGCCUCCAUCACCUCGACCACCAUUCCAGAAGUGGAUCUGGUAUCAUGUGGAAUCACCUACAAACACAAUUAGAAUACCUGGUCUAGAGAACCUUUUCAACUUGACCUUGAGUUAUAGGGAAGAUGCAGACAUCCCUGUACGUUGGCGCUUAACUGCAAGGAAAGGUCAGGGUGAGGACUUUGUGCUGCCCAAGAAGGAUAAAUUAGUUUGCUGGAUUGUGAGUAACAAUAACCCUGCAACUGGAACAGCCGUAAGGGAUAACUAUUACAGAGAACUUGUCAAACAUAUUAAGGUGGAUGUCUAUGGAAAAGCCUUUGCAAGAUUCUUGAGAUAUGAGGACUACUUCUCAACACUCUCCAGCUGUAAGUUCUACCUCUCCUUUGAGAACUCAGUCCACAGAGACUACAUCACUGAGAAGCUUAAUGGACCACUUGCAGCAGGAACAGUGCCAGUAGUAUUGGGCCCACCGAGACAGAACUAUGAGGACUUUGUCCCGGGAGAUUCCUUCAUCCAUGUUAAUGAUUUUCCCAAUGCAAAAGCCCUGGCUGAAUUCCUCCUGAAGUUGGACCAGGAUGAUGAGGCAUAUCUGCGCUACUUUCAGUGGCGUAGAAACUUAUUUGCUCAGCAACAUCUAAUUCAACUGAGUCAAGAGUUCAUCCAAUCUAUUUGUUAUGCCUGUGACCAUAUAGGUAAACAUAAGGAGUACAGGGUUGUUCCUGAUCUUUACAAAUGGUACUUGGUUUAAUUAGUCUCUUCUGAUUAGCUAUUACCAUCACUGGUGUACCCCCCCCCCCCCAAACCCCAAACACAAGUUAUGAACCAUGACUAAAAAUGUCUAUAAUUACAGGAAAUGAACUGUAAAACUGCAACGUUUUUGCACAGCCUUAUGGCAAAGUGUGUAGAAUCGCACAAAAUUUUUACAAUUCUCUCUAAAAAUGUAAAAUUCUCUUGCAUGAGAUUACCUAUAUAACUUCAUAUGUUUUUGCGAAACUGCGGUAGGCCACUGAUUAACAUCAUAUUGUCUAUAUGCGUAUUUUUCUUGUGGAAAUCUAUUUGUAGAAUGUACUACUCUGCUGUACAGACCCAAGUGCAUUCAACCUCCUUGCGAUACAUUGAGUUUCAUUGUAGGUCUAUUUGGCGGGGAAACAGUCAAGCCAGCUGAAGCCUAUUGCCUGUUUCUGUUCAUUAGUCUUUUUUUAGUAAAGUAAAACAAUGCUAUGUCUAUUUGUUGCUUUUCAUUAAAUCACGUAGCUGUUACUUAGGCUUUGGUCUAAAAUAAAUUCGUUUAGAAGGGCAGAUUUUAAGGCUUCUAUGUGAUAUUAUAGACUAACGAAUUUAUGAAAAUAAACCGUUCCUACGGAAAUAUUCGGACCUCGCAAAAGGCGACAUUUUUUCGUUUCAAUUAAAAAAAUAUACUCACAUGACAAUAGAAAUUGUGAUUUUUAUAGACACAAAUUAUGAAAGCGAUGGAGUCCGUCGGUUACUAUGCUCUCACCGUCAUCAAUAUCAUUAUUUACAUUAUUGAAAUUCACCAAAUAAUUUUGUUUAUAAACCCACAAAUGAAAACAUUACGGUAUGUGUAAAGAGACAGUAAAAUAUUAUAUUUCUCAGAAGUUAUACGUGUGUCAAAUCAUUCCUACACCAACAUUGUUUGAGAUGGGUGUGAUUGGUACAUCUCUUCCUCUUCAAAUGCAUUAUGUGUGUAGGUUUGAGUGAGAGGCAGGGAAGAAUGCGCAAGAGAGAAAAUAGAGAAGGGAAGUGUCUGAUGAAUCGGAAAUCAAGGGUUUUGCACCAAAUAUCAACAUUUAAAGGGGUUUAUACUCUGCUUGUAAAGUUGCAUCUGUGCCACGGACUUAGUCUGGCUUUAAAUGUCUUCAAAUUAACGAUUGAUAUGUUGGAUUCACGACUCCAUCUCAACGAAAAAUGAAAGAAUAGGGAUAAAUCAAAUAAACUUUAUUUCAAGUUUGAUUUAGUUAUAUUAUUUAUCUUGAUUUACUUCUUCAAUUGUUUAUAUUUGGUUGCAUUGACAACCAAUCACAAUUCAAUAUAAUUUUUGAAAUACAUAAAUAGCCUAUUAACGUCUCCAAUUUAACCCAAAAUGUUAAAGAAUGGGAUUAAGCCAGAUGGAACUAUCCAAGCUGUAGAUACUGUAUAUCUCCUUUUAAAUGUUGAUUUUUGUUUACGUUGUCAAGUAAACACAAUUCUAUAUUACUUUUGUAAUCUAGUAAAUAGCCUAAAGUUAAGGCUGUCUUACAAACUAAUGUAACAUUCAACCUUACAGUGAGGAAGACAUCCAUGGCCACAUUGAGGUUUCCCGGAACUAUACACUAUAGAGUAAUAACGCAUUCAUCUGUUUUAUAAAUCAACACAUUAUCUGGCAUUGUUUUUCCAUUUAAACGUUUAAAUGGUUGAAAGCACAGUGAUAGACAUUUAGAUGAAAACUAAACCAAAAAAUCUGACAUUGUUUUUCCAUUGGAAUUUGGUUGUGCUAAUAGAUGGUUGAAAGCACAGUAAUUACACAUUAGAUAUUUAACUAACUUUUGGCUGUCUUUUUGAGUGUGUGAAUAAAUCUUCUAAUCUCAUUGAUCAACAUCACUCUCAACCAAAUAUUACCCAAUUAUCCAGGUGGAAAUGACGUGGUGUGCCCAGUGAGUAGAACCUGAAAGCAUUGAUGGAUUUGUUUGCUAAUCCUGCUCUUCAUAGUUCAGUGAAAAUGCCAAUGUUUACAAAUAACUUUCCUGACCUCAUUCGACAUGUAAACAAAUAGUUCCUGGUUUAUAUUAUAUUGUACGCUAAUUAACAAUGAGUUCCCCAUAUGGAAAAUUGACUGUAUAUCGAUAUUAGUACAAAAUAAAUUGAUAGACCUAAAAUGAGGCUGUAUAUCGUUAUAUAAAAUGUGCGACUGAGUGAAUGUUCCCUUUUCUGAUCACUUCCAUGUCUCCUUAAAGUCGAGACAGCUGCUUGUUUAUUGUCCACCAUCUCUCUACGUGUAGGGUACAAUAUGCAGCUUCAGCAUAUGGCGCGUGGAGAGAGGAAUUAUUAUUUAUUUUAUUUUGUAUUUUAUUAGGAUUCCCAUUGGCUGUUGCGAAAGCAGCAGCUACUCUUCCUGGGGUCCACACAAAACAUGAAAUAUGACAGAAGUUUAAUAGACAAGGUCAGCUCAAGGACAGAACUACAUACAUUUAAAAACGGCACUCAUAGUCUACACAUUGUUUUACCAUCAAUACAUACAGUGCAUUGUGAAAGUAUUUAUUCUCCUUGACUUGUCCCACAGCUGAAGUAAACAGUGUGAAACGGGUCAUGUGAUCUUCACACCUGGCCAAGAAUGUGUUCUUGCCUGGAGCUGCAAAACUGGUCAUACAAGUAGGUGUCAAGAUCAGGUUUCUAGAUCCCAGGCCAACACACUGACAAGGUUCUUUAUCUCAAAACUUCUUGGGGGGUUUCAUACAAGGAUACUUUAUGGAGACACACAGGGAAUGACACACAGAAAUGAUGGUGAAUCUGCUUGUAUUGUUCAAAGUAAUUAUGAAAGCGAUUGGUGGGGGUUAUUCACUGACAUGGGGUUGUUCAAUGACAGACAUGUAUUUGUUUAAAAUUUACUUGAUGGUUUCAUUUCAGAGAGACAAAUAAUCAUGUUACUUUUGUUGCAAAAUGUUAUAUAUGGUUGAUUUAGAAAUACAGGCCCUUUUGGAUGUUAAUUGUUUUUGAAAAUUAAACCUCUUUAAACUGCUUUAUAUCUAUCUGAAUAUUUUCUUCACUCUGUCUGGAAUCAAGAUCUAAUAGUGUCUGAGACCAUACUAUUUAAGAAUAUAAUUUUCUUUAGGGGGAAAUGUCAUUACCACCAUAUCAUAAAAUGUGAUAUUUUAGUUGAAAAGACUAUUACAGAAAUUGUGAUGUCGGCGUUGUAUAUAACAUGAUUCAUUUUUUUUUCAGUAUGUUUUUUUACUAUUUGGAAGUUUUCUUAAUAACAUGUAUUCUUCAUUGUCAUGUCUAAAUGUCCAUAUAUUCCUUGAUGCUACUCAGAAACAUGUAUUUACCACAUCAAAUAUGACAUUUUUUACAUUAUUUUAGGAAUUAUCUUAAGAACAUGCAUAUAAGGUUCACAUAUGGGAAAAAUCAUCAAUAUCAAUUGUAAUUGUACACAUUUUCCCUCAAAAAUAUGUACGUAAUGAUAAUGACUUAGCGUUAGCGUAAUGACUGUCACGACUUCUGCCGAAGCCGAUGCCUCUCCUUGUUCGGGCAGUGCUCGGCGGUCGACGUCACCGGUCUUCUAGCCAUCAUUGAUCCAUUUUUCAUGUUCCAUUGGUUUUGUUUUGUCUUCCUACACACCUGGUUUCAAUCCCAUUCAUUACCUGCUGUGUAUUUAAUCCUCUGUUUCCUCUCAUGUCCCUGUGAGAGAUUGUUUGUUGUUCAGUAUUCGUGUUGUUUGUAUUGGUGCGCGACGGGUCCUCGUACCCACUUUGUUUUUUAUUGUAUUCAUGGUUUUGGAGUUAUGUUUGUUUUGAAGUUAUUAAACAACUCCAUCCCACUAA
This is a messenger RNA of Oncorhynchus masou masou (cherry salmon), 5101 nucleotides long. RefSeq names its product 4-galactosyl-N-acetylglucosaminide 3-alpha-L-fucosyltransferase 9-like. Gene Ontology annotation, molecular function: alpha-(1->3)-fucosyltransferase activity. The transcript has 2 exons. The coding region runs from base 202 to 1314 and encodes 370 amino acids. The record is from RefSeq and is a predicted model, not a curated record. Gene Ontology annotation, cellular component: membrane. Lineage: Eukaryota; Metazoa; Chordata; Actinopteri; Salmoniformes; Salmonidae.